AAUAUGGCGGCACCAUUCGCCUCUAGAACAGGGCGGGGAGAACAGUCGCCGAAUCGACAUUACAAUACCUACGCGUAUUUUGACGAAAACGACGUGUCCGUGACUAAAACGCGGGUGAAAUUGUGAAAUAAUUGUGUGUUUCAGUGUUAAUUUACAACGUUUGUGUUAUCAUUUGUGCAUAAUAGUGUUUUUGUGAUGAAAAAGUCCAAGGACUUUAGGGUAACAAUGUCUAGUAGUUGACAUGUUUAUCUGUGUCGUGUGUGAAGAUUUUCCCUUCGCGUGAGGAGGUGCGGUGCGCUUGUGUGUGUGGUUAACGUCGAUGUGUGUGUGUCAGUGGCCGUGGAUGUGGAUAUACGAGACGAUUUAAUGAUGGAUUGCAUUUCCAAGGAUCUAUAGAAUGUAAUCAUCCUUUCUAUCCAUGAGGAUAUCAACUUGACCGGAACUGACAAUGAGGUCACAGGCUUCUAAACCUUCACCUAAAAAGGGGGAGCUUAGUAAAAUUCACUCUAAAUCAAUAACCCCUAAAGUUAUUAAGAAGAAAAAAGUACCAGCUAAAAAGGUAAAGAAAAUUGUUAGUAAAGCUUUGGUCAAACAACCUAAAAAAAGUUCUGCCAAAGAUGACAGUUCCAGUAAAAGUGAUGACGACGCGGGAGCUGCUAGCAGUCCUGAUUCAGCAGCUGAUAAUGCUAAGCCUGGAACAAGUAAAUUACGCACCGAUUCACCGGUCAAAAAAACUAAAAGUGGGCCCAAAGAGAAGAAAGACACGCUUAAAACCUUGACAGAAACCAAUACGAAAAGAGCACCAACAAAAAAAAGUAAUACUGUAAAUAAGAAAAGAAUAAACCCUAAGGCUAAAAUGAAUAAAGAUACAAAACAAACUGAUACAAAGUACAAAACAAACAGGGAAACACCGAAAAAGGUAACAAAGAAAGUAUGUAAAACAAAGACAAUUGUUAAAAAAGCUGAUUUAAAGAAAAAGAGUUCACAACAAACAAAACAAGCUAAUACUGAAAAAGAUAAAUCAGCCAAUGACAGUACUAAAGACAGAAAAAGUGGAUGUGAAACAAUUGAAUCAGCCGCAAACUGCUGUCAAAGUAAUAUAGAUGAUGAAGAAUUAGACAAUCAAGAUAACAAAGAUGAAGCCACUGUCAAUGCUAAAACUGAAACUAAGAGUGAUAAUAAUAAAUCCGCCUCACCAAGCACUGCAUCAAAAAUUUCCACUAUAAGUUUGACAGAAACUACGAAGGUUGAAAUUGAAAGGCCUCCUAAGUUUUUCACAUCAACUCGAUUACCAAGGACAGUUGAUAUCGAUGUUAAAUGCUUAAAAAAUUCCAAAGGAAACUUAAGCGUGUCCGAAAGAUUUUUAUCAAUGAAAUUGGAAACUAAAACCGAAGAGAACUCUAAGGACAAAAAUGUUUCUAAUACUUUGAUAUCACAAGGACCUGAAAUUGACGUCUAUACUUUCACAGAAAAAGUUGAUUCGCCCAAGAACAUAUUAUCGGAUUUCAGAAGCCCUAUUAAUAAAAAUAUUGGACGAGUUCGCCCUAUUGCAAGAGUUAAGGGAACAAUUAUAGAUAAAAAAACGGAAUCAGAGAAGAAGAAGUACUCUCCACACAGACCAAUAGAAGAAGUAGUGAAACAAUUAAAAGCGAAUAAACGUUCUGAAGAAGUCGAUUUAUGUCAACCCACUAAAAGCACUUUGACUAUAUGCCACUUGGAUAAAAAUGAUUUGACUGAUUUAAAAGAAGCACCAAUAAUACCAAAACCAAUUGUUAGUAAAUCAUAUAAGAUGGUGGCACGGAAAUCAAGUGUCACAGGCAAACCUUUUAGCCCAAUUCAUUUUUUAGAUUCAGAAACAAUGCAACAUAAAAAUGAUAAACCUACUAAGACAAACAUAAUUACCAAAAAAGUAACAAACAAAUCAAAAAAGCAGAAUAGAAAAGGAAGUUCAUCGGAUGAAGAGCUUGAUACGUGUAAAUUUGCACUCAAUAGUAAAACGCUUAAUCAUUCUUCUUCCGAAGAGAGCUCCAAUGAAUCUAAUGAUGAAAAUGACACCAAAGACUCUUCAGAAUCAGACACACCUAAAGCUAAGAAAACAAAAUUAAGAAAAUACAAGCGUAUCAUAGAAAGCAUGAAAAAAACCACAUCUAAAGAACUAAAAGAACUAUCCAAAGACUCCUUAAUUGAUUUGAAAGAUGAAUGUGCACUUUUGGGUGGUGAUAAACCAAGUAAAAGACGACUGAAACUAUUAUCCAUGUGGACAGGUCCUAAAAAACAUAGAAUGGCAUCGCUGAACGCUAUUGCUAAAGUACAUUGCUUAUACGAAAAUGAGAGUCGUACGCAUAUGGAACUAGGCCUUAUGAAAACUGUAGAUCGACAAGCUUUACCAAGCACAUCAAAAUCACAACCAGCUAAGAAAAAGGACUCUAAGCCAAAGGACAUCGAAAAGCAUGAAAGCAGUGCAUCCGAAUCUGAAUAUGAGAGCAAAAUAGAUAAAAAAGACGAUUCUUCAGACAGCUCUGAUGACAGCUUACCUCAGAGAACUUUGCGUGGUGUCCCUGGGAUAAGAAGCGCAGGAAAAUAUUGGGAUCCAAAAUCCUCAUCAUCUUCAAGUGAAGAUAGCGAAUCGGACACCAAAAAGAGAUCUCCUGAGAAAAAGAAAAUACCUAAAUCUUUUUCAGCGAAGUCAGAUUCAGACAAACCAACAGCUAAAAUGAAGAAAACAGCCGGAGUACCUAUUAAAAAGAAGAGAAAUAGAAACGAAGUUGUGAUGGAUUUGAAAGAUAUGGUGGUCCAAAAGCGCAUGGCUAGCUUAAACGCUUCCGCUAUCCUGGCCGCCAGCUAUGAAAAACGAUCUCCUAAGUCAAAUAAGGACGAAACCACUUCAGACUCUGGUAGCGAUGAAUCGUUUUCUCAAAAGUCAAAAAACGGGGUGAGCUCCGGCGUGAAGUCGGAAAUGAAAAACGAUGAAACAAAAAAAGAGGGCGAUGAAUCUCAAUUAACAGAUAGGAAGCAAAAAGUAGAGGUUAUCGUUAACCAAGAUACCGAUGUAACCAUCACUGGUGUAUAUUCUACUCACCACCACGAAGGAUUUUGCACAGUAUCCGGCAUGCAGUACCGUAUUUCUUCAACAAGUCACACGCAAACAACUGCGACGGCUAAUUGCGAGAAGGAGGGCUGCCCAAAGGAAGAUACAGCUCGGUACACUCCUUUGUCUGCCUUAUCUUCGAUGCAGCCUCCCGCCGAACACAACCAUCCUCCUCAUCCAGUUCCGGAGAUUGGAGGCUUAGCUCGUCGUGCCGGAUGCUCCAGCGCGUUCUCGGCGCCUUCACCGGCAGCGCAUCACGAACCAGGAUACUACCAGCCGGCCGGUCCCCUUAUCAAGGAGACGAGUGCAGACGCAGAGCGGGCACUCGCAAGAUACCACCCACCACCACAUUAUCACGCGCCGCAUCCAUCGAUGCUGCAGCAGUAUGGUCCUCCUUACUACCCGGAUCUAUGCUAUGGACGGUAUUACCGACCACCCGCACCUUAUCACAUGCCGCCGCCACAACCAGACGCACAGAUGGUAGGCGUCGGCAGCGAGCCAUAUCCCCCGUCACAGUAUUAUGGCACGCCACCAUGCUAUCAACAUUCACCGCAAAGGAUACCAUAUGUUGAAUACAGAUGCCCGUGCCCACUGAACGCGUGUCCAAAAAACGUCCUUAUUGGGCCCGUUACUGGUAAAGCCCCAACUGGUAGCGGCCCAGCAGACUUACCCUCAGCCCUCGUGCAGCCCGGGGGCGCCUUCCGACCGAAGGUGCGGGCGUGCGCGCUUGAUACUGCCUCUGACACUCACGGCAGUGGAAAGGAUCCACCACUAGAACCAGAACCUCCAGCUGCAGCUGAUGCUCCACAUCAAUGUCCACUGCCGGCCAUAGGUGGUGCCUCACCGAAACGAGAAUUUCUCGAUGUUCGUGAUAAAUUAAGAAUCGCUGGUCCCCCUGAAGCUCUCGGCCCUCCAUCCCCAGCUCGAGGUUCGGCUGGUGUAUGCGCACCGCAACCUCCACCGAUUGCACCUCGACGAGCUCGACUCGGCAAAGACAUGGCUAGGAGAUCACUAGCUGGAGAUGAUACCGGUCUACUUCUAUCAGUACCGCGACAACAGCAGAAUACUACGACGCCUACACCCAGCGAUGCUGACGACGACGUAAUGGAGAUUUCCCCACCAGUUUGUGGCCCAAUAGAUUUAUCAUCUUCAGAUGAAAGAACAACACCAUUGGUCGAUGUUAAAAAAGAAAAUGAAGGGCCUACAUAUGCAUCAGCUCGCAAACCUGAGGCACAAGCCUUAAAAGAACACAACAACUGUAUCCUGAUCACGGACUCCACAACAGUUUCUGAUGGAGCAAAGGCAGUGAAACGCAGGUAUUCUAGACCAAAGCUUGAAAUAGAUAUGAAAGACUCUCAACUUGAAGACGUAUGUAAAACAAAUGGAAUUGGAGAACACGUCAAAUUACAAAAACGAAGGAAAGUGUCUGGUGAUCAUACUGAUAUAGGCAGGAUAGAAACUGUAACAAAAGAACCAAAAAAGAAAACCACAAAGAAACUCCCUAAAACCCCUAUCACUGAUAAGAAAAGCCUGAAACGAAAGAGGGUAAAGUCAACAAGUGGCUUGAGUAGUAAAAAAAUGCUUGUAGAAACAAACUUAGAUGAGGAUUUAAGGUCCAAAAGUAUUACAACCAUUGAAGAUACUCAAGUAACUAAGCCGAAAACAAAAAGUGCUCAGAUACUUGACAAUCUGAUUAGAAAAAACAGCAUCGAGAGGCUAGAUGCCAAAAAAUAUACUUCAGAUGGAGAAUUGGAUCCUGCAGAACUAUUUUUAUCCCCAAAUGAAAACAUAAGUCAAAAUAAGAAAGAAAACGAUAUCAAGAAAACUAAUAUCAACAAUAACCUCCUAGAAAAUACUGUCAAUGGAGUACGGCCCAACACAAUCGCAGCUGUAACCCAACUAAUUGAAAAGAAACUUGCUUUCAAAAAUGCUUGUAAACUAGAGACAGUGGAUUCCAGAGUGACUCACAGCAUAAAAUCAGUAUUAGAAUCAUCAGUGAUAAAAUCAGAAAUUAAAAAGCAAGUUAAGCCUGAAAUUAUUGAGGAAAAACCAACGAUUUAUCUAGAAAAAGAUGCUUCCAAAUGCGAGAAAAUUAUCGAAAAAGAUGAAAUAAUUAGUCAAGAAACGGAACCCAUUAAAACUAUGGCUACUUGUGACAGUGAAACUGCAAUCACAGUUUCAGAAAUACCUAUAUCAAAGGCACCAACUGAUUUUGAAGCAAAUAUUUCAAAUGAGGUGAAUAUCGAUGAAUCUCAAAAUAUAGAUGAAAAUUCAGAACACUCAGAGGGGAGCAAAGGUUCAGAAUCAAUACGCCGGGAUAGAUCAGCGUUGAAACGAUGCAAAUUAACUAAAAACAAGAUUAAAGGGAAAAAUGUGGCUAAAUUGCUAAUAUCGAAGAGACCGGCGAUAAAAACCGAUGAAGCCACAUUAGUGAUUGAAGAGGCUUGUGCAUCACCAACACCCAGCGUGGGAUUUAGGGGAAAGGCCCGAAGAAGAGGUUGUGGAAGCUCAAGACGAGGAAGACGGCCACGAUCACCCCUCACAUUACUAGAUUUCGGACCCAGAGCGCCACCACGGUGGAGUAAUGGUUGGAAUUGGGACGGAGAAAACUAUAUAUCCAGAGUCUACGUAAGCAACGACUCGCGACUAGUCCGCACGGCGCGGUGCUGGUCGCGCAUGACCCACGAGAGCGGGGACAGCGUGGCGCGCGGAGACUGUGUGCUGCUACGGGCCUCCGUCGCUAGAGCUCAGCCGUUCGUCGCCAGGGUUGCCAGCCUCUGGGAAAAUCCCGAUGACGGUGAGAUGAUGGUGUCCCUUGUAUGGUACUAUCGUCCGGAACACACGAAGCUCGGUCGGCAGCCGGAAGACGCACCGGACGAAGUGUUCGCUUCGAAGCACCGAGACGCCAACUCCGUCGCUUGCAUCGAAGACAAGUGCUACGUGCUCAACUUUAAAGAGUAUUCCCGAUACAGGAAGCGGCUAAAGGCAAUAGAGGCGGGUGUCCCCGCUAGGCCGUCGAUCGUUCCGCCGAUACCAUCGAGCGAAGCCGUCGCCGCGUGCGUGCCCAACGACGCCAAACUCCCGCCCGCCGUUUCGCCGGAGCUCGUCCUAUUCUGCCGCAAGAUAUACGACUUCAGAUCCAAGAGGAUACACGUCUCCAACAAGUGAGCUGCAUCAAAGAAACGUUAGGCCCUCGUUCUGGAGAUCCGUCUCGCGUCGAUCUCAAUGUAAUAAACUAUCGUCUGUUUCAAAAGGAGAUAAACACCAAAGUUACGAAGUUGUUUUGUCGACGGUACGUUUCGGUACUCGGUUUAAAAAAGAACUCGUGCACGUUAAAAAAGUAAAUGAGGACGUGAUUUUUCUUGAAUCGUAGUAGUGCCCUUGAAGCCCUUGAUUAGUACAAAUUCUACUUUCCCCUGGUGCAAACGGUAGCGUGAACUAUUGCUAUUUUUAAUGUGAAGUAGAUAAAUCGAUGUGUUAGUAUUCGCCGAUACGUCGAUUGUGUUGCUUGUGUCGUGAAUCGUGUUAGAAUUUUUGUUUUUCAUUAUGACAGUGAUUUGCUGUAUUAAUUUUGUAUUGUAUCAAGAGAUGCCUUUUGUAAUGUGUAAGUAGAUUUAAGAGAUCGCGUUGGGAUAAUUAUGUAUAGCGAUAUAUUUUCCUUUUGCUUCGAAGUGAUAUGAGCGAGUUUAUUGUGCUUACAUGUAGAGACUGUGAAAGCGUGCUAAGUUUUAAUUAAAUAAUGUUUGUGGCUGAUACAAUAUUCCUUUCACCGUUCUAUUUGGCUACAUGAAAUAGAUAAAGCAUUUAUAAUUAAUUUUUAAUAAUUGUUACAUUGUUGUCAAAGUAGAGUCUAUAUUAAAUUAUUCUUUAAUUAGUUAAGAUGACAGUUACGUGACAGCGAUUAUGCGAUGAUCAAAACCAUGUUAUUUAAAUCAAAUGAUAUCCUAAUUGUGUGUCGCACUGCGCGACUAAACUGUGUAGUACGCAGUAGUUGUAAAUAUAUUUGUUUUGAAGCAUUUUAAACAAAAACGUGCCCAUGAUUCUUGUAAAGAAUUCAAGAUCACAUUUUUGCUGUCGUCACUUUGACAUCACAAGCCUAAAUGGAUACAAUCAAUUUGUCCUGUACAAAGAACCCCGCCUGCAAGCUAGAGUUUCUGUAUUUUACUACCGCAUCCUAAACAGACGUGUUUAAUGUGUGACUUUAUCAUCUAAAUAUAAUUCGGUAUACCACUGACCAGAAAAUGAAACUUCACCCCUCCCUGCCUUCAAAGGAAUUGAUUUCAUUAAUGCAUUUCGGCCUUUUGUCCUACGGGCAGUUCAUUUUUCGUUUUCAAUAACUAUCUGUCAACAAUUAAUUUCAGAAAGACUGAUUUUUCAAAAUUGUAUCAAAAAAUUUAUUUCCUGAUUUUUCAUAAUAUUUUACUUGAACCGGAAACAGAACUCUGUUAAAGUUUUCUAAUAGAGUCAGACAUGUCAUCCACCAUUUUACAAAUAAAAAAAAAAACAAGUGGGAACAUGUAACAUAUUUUAAAAGUAAUACUAGAACAUAGAUGUAUAACAAACACUUGAGUGUUAAAUAAAGAGAUAUAUUGUAAGACUUGAAUAGUGAAAUCUCUUAUCAUUAGAAUAUAAUUUUAAGUAGUGUGAAAUAAAUGGAGAAUCUAUAUUGACGUUAUAUUUUCCUUGUGGAAUAUUUUAAAAGGGCAUUUAUAUAUUUGCAGUUUUCUAACCUCUUCACUAUUUCCUACAAUGUAUCUCUACGUUGGCUACGACUGGGUAAAAAUGUUAAAUUUCGUUGUAAAUAAUCUUUAAUACUUUAUUUUGAGCCUCUAUCGUUCUCAUUUGUUGUCCUUUCAAUAUUUCCUUUCCAAUAGGUUUGUUCAUGAAUUUUAUUUGUAAAAAAACAUUAAGUUUCAUUUGUUUGAUUAAUUAACAUUUUUAUAUCAAUAUUAUAUAGAGAUCUGCACAAUUACAGCUAUUAAUGUAAUGUUUUUGCUGAUUCAUUAUCUGUUUGAACAGUUAGAGAAGUGAUUAUUUCUGAAUCUGUGUGGCACUCAAUACUAUUAAUAAUAGAAGUGAAUGAAGUGAAUCAAUAUAUUCAAGUAGUAACUGUAAUUACCUCGUACAAACUGUAAAAAUGAAUCCUAUGUGUAGAUCUUAUGUCAUAAAAACGUAUUUGAAACGCAAAUGCUAAUUUUAAAAAUAACUAAUUUGUUUAAACGUCGCUCCAGACAUAACAAUAAUUCUUCCAACAUUAUAAGAAUCAACAUAAACAGAUUGAUAUAUCUAGUAAUUAAUAUGAACAUUGUCAACAACAAAAAUAUUAUGUAGACUGUCCAACUUAUUCGUGGAAGUUGUUAUCGUUUUUGGUUCAACUUGAUAGCGACAAAUUCAGUAACACAACCUUACUGGUUGUCUAUUCCAAAGCUAUUACGUUAGUCUUUUCCUUUUUUCCUCUUAUUGCUUGAUGCCAAAAAUUUAGCUGCAAAAUGGUAAUAAUAUCGUAAUACCAACUCUUUCUAUUUAGGUUACAUGGAUAAUGGAAAAAUCGGUACAAUAUGUAACUAGAACCGUCUAAAAACUCGUAUUUGUCUGGCACGAGACCAAAAUAAAAACAUUUAUGUAUAGUGCAUAGCAAAUAAAACAAUUUAUAAAUGCACUCGGUCAAUUAAAAAUUAUUCCUUGUAGUUCUUCCAGAUAAAUUCAUACACACAUAUUAUUAAGAUCCAAAUUUGAAAAAUAAAUAUUAACCAUCAUUAAGUUACUGUGUUAUAUCACACCAAAGCCGUAAAUGCAUUUAGUGGAAAAAGAAAUCUUCGCGCGAAAAAAAAAAAUUCAAAAUGUUGUGUGUCGAUUAUUUCAAUAUCCAUGCUCAUUAAGUACUAUUAAUUAAUUAUAGAAUUAAUGAGUAAAUUCCAUAAUAUAAACUCUAUGUAAACUAUAAGUGAGCUCCCUUGCUUGUAGGUGGAUUGUUUUAAAAAUGUUACCUUACUCCACAAUCGCGAAUCCUUAUAGUCAAUGAUUUUUAGAUUUAGGUAUUACUUGUAAGAAAUAAAAUACCUUGUUUUAUUAUUUAUUUGUUUCAAUGAAAAUUAUAUAGGUAUAUUUUUAUUAAUGUAACCUUACAUAGUUAUGUUGGCUGUAAUUUAAUAUUGAUGUAAUUAAUAUAUGUAUUUUUAUUUCA
Molecule: messenger RNA, 9272 nt
Organism: Bombyx mori (domestic silkworm)
Lineage: Eukaryota; Metazoa; Arthropoda; Insecta; Lepidoptera; Bombycidae
Exons: 12
Coding region: 449-6256 (1935 amino acids)
Biological process (GO): negative regulation of DNA-templated transcription; heterochromatin formation
Cellular component (GO): chromatin silencing complex
Molecular function (GO): transcription cis-regulatory region binding; chromatin binding
Source: RefSeq, a predicted model, not a curated record